This is a messenger RNA of Clupea harengus (Atlantic herring), 1381 nucleotides long. It is a transcript of the gene nudc, whose product is annotated as nudC nuclear distribution protein. NCBI's taxonomy places the organism in Eukaryota, Metazoa, Chordata, Actinopteri, Clupeiformes, Clupeidae. The record is from RefSeq and is a predicted model, not a curated record. Gene Ontology annotation, biological process: protein folding. Gene Ontology annotation, cellular component: cytoplasm.
GUGUUUUGUACCUCAGCACCAGGACUGUCCUCGUUUCCAGGAAGUCUUGGUCCUUGGCUGCAACUAAAGAACGUGACUUGCUAGCCUGAGGAGCAGUAUACUGAUCAUUUUCUUGUCAUUAAAUUGGUGACGAAGAUUGAAAAUGGGGGAUGAGGAGGAAAAAUACGAUGGGAUGCUGCUGGUAAUGGCACAGCAACAUGAAGGAGGAGUACAAGAGUUGGUGAACACAUUUUUCAGCUUUCUGCGACGAAAAACUGAUUUCUUCACUGGGGGAGAGGUUGGAGCGCCAGAGAAGCUGGUGAAAGAGUCUUUUGCCCAUCACAGUCAGAUCGCCCUCAAGGCGCAUAAAGACAAACAGGCCAAGCAGGAGAAGGAGAAGAAGGAGAAGGCAGAGCGGGCGGCAAAGAUCGCAGAGGAGGACUCCAAGAAUAAGCAAGUGGCCUCAGACGAGCCCAGGAUCAAAGAGCUGACGGAAGAGGAGGCCGAGAGGCUGCAGGACGAAAUAGACCAGAAAAAGCAUGCUGCUGACAAGAAGGAGAAGCAGGCCCCACAACCUCCACCAGAAAAAUCUGAAGAGAAAGGAGAUGCAGUGGAGAACGGGGAGAAAGUCGAGAAAGUGGAGAAAGGGGAGAAAGGGUCGGACUCCGAGGGAGAGGAGGAUGAGAAGGACAAAGGAAAGAUGAAGCCCAACGGCGGUAACGGUGCCGACCUGCCCAACUACAGGUGGACUCAGUCCUUAUCAGAAGUAGACAUCGUGGUGCCUUUUAAUGUGAAUUUCCGCAUGAAGGGGAGGGACGUGGUGGUGGACAUGCAGAGACGCACCCUGAAGGUGGGGCUGAAGGGUCAGGCCCCUGUGAUCGACGCGGAACUCUGCAACGAGAUCAAGGUGGACGAGAGCUCCUGGCUCAUCGACGACGGCAAGGUUGUCACCAUCCACCUAGAAAAGAUCAACAAAAUGGAGUGGUGGAAUAAGUUGGUGACCACGGACCCAGAGCUCAACACAAAGAAAAUUUGCCCAGAAAACUCCAAGCUGUCUGAUCUGGACGGGGAGACGCGCAGCAUGGUGGAGAAGAUGAUGUACGACCAGAGGCAGAAGUCCAUGGGCCUGCCCACCUCGGAGGAGCAGAAGAAACAGGACAUCCUGAAAAAGUUCAUGGAGCAGCACCCGGAGAUGGACUUCUCUAAAGCCAAGUUCAGCUAAGAGCGGCAGUGACGGCUCAUCUCGUCUCGUCUCGCCAAGCGGGCUCUUACUGUCUGCUGUGCCUCAGAGUCCGUUACUAGCCACUCCAACCUCAGGCUGCUUCAGAACGACACACACACACACACACAGCUCUCUCUCUCUCUCUCUCUCUCUCUCUCUCUCUCUCUCUCUCUCUCUCUC